ACCAGCCUGCGCUUUGUGAAACUUUGAUUUCUUUCGUCCCGCUUUUAAAGACAAGCUUUAUACAUGGGGGAUACGAAAAUUACUCCCGAAGUGUUGGAGCAACUACUACAGUUUUACAAUCUUACUCGUCAGGAGUUUAUUAAAACGUAUGAGAUUCAGCCGUUGGUUUACAUCCCUGAGUUACCGGCCAGCGCCAAAACUAUAUUUGUUAUUGUGUACACUGUGAUUUUUCUCCUGGCUCUCAUUGGCAAUAGUCUAGUUGUCUACAUUGUCUUAAGAACGCGUGGGAUCCAGACCGCCACAAAUAUUUUCAUCUGCUCUCUAGCCGUCAGCGACCUCCUGAUAUCUUUCUUCUGCAUCCCAUUCACUCUGCUGCAGAACAUCUCUUCUGAAUGGUUCGGGGACCACUGCUAUUGUGACUGGCAUUCUCACAAUGACCUGCAUCGCUGUGGAGAGGUACCAGGGGAUUGUACACCCUCUGAAAAUAAAAAGACAGUGCACUCCACAAAGAGCAUACAGAAUGCUGGGGGUUGUCUGGAUCGCAGCCAUGCUGGUUGGAUCUCCAAUGCUCUUUGUUCAACAUUUAGAGGUGAAAUAUGAUUUUCUAUAUGAUCUCCAUCAUGUGUGUUGUCUGGAGCGCUGGAGCUCAAGUGCCCACAGGAAGCAGUAUGCUACUUUUAUUCUAGUGUUCCUCUUCCUCCUACCUCUUGCAGCCAUGCUGCUACUCUACACCAGAAUUGGUAUUGAGCUCUGGAUUCGCAAACAAGUUGGAGACUCUUCAGUGCUCAAUGCCAUGAACCAAAGGGAGGUCAGCAAAAUAUCCAGAAAGAAGCGAAGGGCCAUCAAGAUGAUGGUCACCAUUGUUGUGCUGUUUACUGUCUGCUGGGCACCUUUUCAUACAGUUCAUAUGCUGUUUGAAUACAGUUACCUGAACAAGACGUAUGAUGACAUCACAGUCAAUAUGAUUAUUGCUGUUGCCCAGGCCAUAGGUUUUUUUAAUUCAUUCAGCAACCCUAUUAUUUAUGCUUUCAUGAAUGAGAACUUCCAGAAGAACUGCAUGUCCACCUUUCCCUUUUGUAUUCGGCGGUCCAGUCAACGUGUGGAUGUGAAGGAUGAAACGACAAAGGACAAGGUACUUUUUUGUAAGUCUUCCAGACAAGAGGAAGACUUCUCUGUCGUGCCCAGAAUACAUGUAGGUGAUCAAGUGCAAUCUGCAAGAUUGGAGGAUCCAUUUUUGGAGGAGAGAAUCUGCUGAGAGCAAUUGAUGCAUCCAAGAUGUAGCUGUAAUGUAUGUAUACACACACA
Molecule: messenger RNA, 1305 nt
Organism: Sinocyclocheilus grahami
Lineage: Eukaryota; Metazoa; Chordata; Actinopteri; Cypriniformes; Cyprinidae
Product: pyroglutamylated RFamide peptide receptor-like
Exons: 6
Coding region: 434-1255 (273 amino acids)
Biological process (GO): cellular response to hormone stimulus; G protein-coupled receptor signaling pathway
Cellular component (GO): plasma membrane
Molecular function (GO): G protein-coupled receptor activity; peptide binding
Source: RefSeq, a predicted model, not a curated record